UCGGGUUCCGUGCGCGGCCGGGAGUGCGGGCGGGGUCCCUGGCCGGGCUGUGCCUCCGGAAUCUGAGGCUUCCCGGGAGCGCGCAGGCCGGGCCACGUGGGGACGCGGAGCCGGGAGUGCAAGGUCUGGCCUCAGCAUGGCCGCCCUGCUUGUACGGAGCGUGGUGGCUUCUGUCGUGGACCCGCUCCUGCGCCUGAGUCGCCUCUCUAUGAAGCCCCGGGCCUUCUCCUCGUUCCUGCUGGGGACCCUACCGAGCGCCAAACCCUGCGCGGAGGCGCGCGCACUUCUCUGGGGCCGCCCCCUGCCGCACCUGCAGCCGUCGCAGGGCUUCAAAACCAAGGAUGUCCUCAAGAGGCGUUGUAGGGACUGUUACAUGGUGAAGAGGCGUGGGCGGUGGUUCGUCCUCUGUAAGACCAACCCCAAGCAUAAACAGCGGCAAAGGUAGCUUUCAAGCAGUGUCCAUGGGGAAUUCGUUUCACCUUAUCAAAGAAAAAUAAAUUCAGCAUUCUGUAAGAUCUGUGGGCCUUAGGGCUUUGUUGAGCCCCCUUACCCCACACCGUAGCCCAGUUCCUUCAAAUCUAGUCAGACCAGAGGUGCAGAUAAGGAAGGAUUGUUACUGUUCUGGCUCUGUAACCCUGACUGACCUGAAACUUGGCAGAGAACCCUGCCUCUGCCUCCCUGGCAUUCUUCAUCAAAUGCAGCAGAAUCCAGUGCUUUAAGAGGCUGACUGGGCCGGAAAGCUCAUAUGGGGAGCACAACAGUCCCAACCUUUACUCAAGGAAAAACUCUUUGACUAUAAAUAUCUUCUGAAACCAAUUAAAAUGUUUGUCAAGACUGUUCUAAAA
Psammomys obesus (fat sand rat) is the source of this 845-nucleotide messenger RNA. It is a transcript of the gene Mrpl36, whose product is annotated as mitochondrial ribosomal protein L36. The record is from RefSeq and is a predicted model, not a curated record. Gene Ontology annotation, molecular function: structural constituent of ribosome. The coding region runs from base 137 to 445 and encodes 102 amino acids. The transcript is spliced from 2 exons. Gene Ontology annotation, biological process: ribosome biogenesis; translation. NCBI's taxonomy places the organism in Eukaryota, Metazoa, Chordata, Mammalia, Rodentia, Muridae. Gene Ontology annotation, cellular component: mitochondrial large ribosomal subunit; ribosome.